CAUUGUUGGAUUUUAAAUUUUUAAUACAGAGUGAUUACUGUUUGACUUCAGACAUGGAGCUGGACAGGCGGCUGCUGCUGGCUCACUGCACCGCUCACGCCCUGUCGGUCCUGGCGGGCUUGCUGGUGGUCGUCCCGAUGGCUCUCAAUGGCUCUGCUUUCAAAGGCCGCUGCGCACUCUUCUCCACCGGCUACUGGAGGACCGAGAACCGGGCCGAACUGCCGGGGGAGCCGGGAGACGUGUCUCAUCUGGUGGUGCAGCAGUGGGGCCCGCCGGCAGCCUGCCAGUUCGCUACGUUUGUGGGUAUUUUCACGGUGCUGUACGGAGCCGCGCAGGGCUGGAGGUGUCUCUUCUAUCUGCACGGACGGCACGACGACACUCUGUUUUCGUCCUUCCUGACGGUCCUGCUGAGUGUGUGCGUGCUCUUCCUGUCUGGAGGGGCCAGUGUCAUCUUGUCUCUGGGUCUGGUUUCCUGGUGCGACACUGUGACUGAUGCCAACACACGACCUUACAGCUGUGCCGAGUCUCAGUCUGUCCCGCUUUACCUGGAUGUGGACACCUCCUCCUUCUACACGGAGCUCAGUCUGGCACAGGCGUCUCUGUGGUGUGUGACGGCUCUGUGGCUCACACAGUCCAUCCUGGCCUUCCUGAGGCUUUACCACUCACACAGCCAGCACAUCAGCGGGCCUUGUCUGCCCCGGGAGAAGGAUCUGCUGCUGGGUUACAGUCCAUCUGAAUGCUCCUCCUCACCUCUUCCAACAACACCCACUAUCUUCGUCUAACAGGCAGUGAAGUCUUCAAAUUUAUCUCCACACUCUGAAGUUUGUUGCAUUUAGUUUUUUUAUUUUGGUACCUUUCACAAAUGAUCACUUUGUGUAAUGAGCUGAUGUCUGAGCAGGGCCAACAUCGUUCAUUACAUCACACUGCCCUUCCUCAUCCACACCCAACACUUCACUUAGACCCAGUUUGUGCCUCUCGUGCAUGAUUACAUUUGAAAUAUUUUGUUCUUUUCUGAUAAACCCAAAGAUCUCAUCAACAUUCUCAUCAAUAUAACUUUGAAGAUAUUUCCAGGAUCCUCUGAAACUCCUCCAACCAUCUGGGUGAAAAAAUAUUCUGUACAUAUGUUGUGUUUUUUAGUUUUAAAUUAAAAUAAACAAAGUAGCAUAAGCAAAUAUAAUAAUAAUAAAACAGUUUA
Molecule: messenger RNA, 1195 nt
Organism: Scomber japonicus (chub mackerel)
Lineage: Eukaryota; Metazoa; Chordata; Actinopteri; Scombriformes; Scombridae
Product: Transmembrane protein 179-like
Exons: 4
Coding region: 54-782 (242 amino acids)
Source: RefSeq, a predicted model, not a curated record